Messenger RNA from Suncus etruscus (white-toothed pygmy shrew), 1809 nucleotides. Its product is annotated as E3 ubiquitin-protein ligase NEDD4-like. Gene Ontology annotation, molecular function: protein binding; transcription coactivator activity. The record is from RefSeq and is a predicted model, not a curated record. Gene Ontology annotation, biological process: hippo signaling; positive regulation of transcription by RNA polymerase II. Gene Ontology annotation, cellular component: nucleus; cytoplasm. NCBI's taxonomy places the organism in Eukaryota, Metazoa, Chordata, Mammalia, Eulipotyphla, Soricidae.
AUGUCUGAGAUUAAGCUUCAUUCAAAUAUAGAACAUUUUAAACUUCAGCAUAGGACAACUGAAUGUCUGCCAUCCUCCCCAAAUGUAGAUUAUCGAAUAAAUAUCAGUGGAAAAUCAGAGAGUCCAAAUCCACAGAGUAACAGAAACCAUACUAUUUUGCGAAGAAGUAUUUCAUUGGGAGGGACUUCUCCAAGUGUUUCCUGUUUAUCCAGCCUUAAACACAAUUGUUCUAAGGGGGGACCAGCUCAAUUACUCAUAAAGUUUGCACCUGGAAAUGAGGGUAAAAUCAAUAAUUUCUCAGGAGAGAGGAACAGAGAUUGCACAAGUGAACUCUCUAAUUCUUUGAAGCAUUCUUGUAAGACAAGAGAUGAUUUCCUAGGUCAAGUGGAUGUUCCUCUUUACCCAUUACCGACAGAAAAUCCAAGAAUGGAGAGACCGUAUACAUUUAAGGAUUUUGUUCUUCAUCCAAGAAGUCACAAAUCAAGAGUUAAAGGUUAUCUGAGAUUAAAAAUGACCUAUUUACCUAAAACCAGUGGCUCAGAAGACGGUAACGCAGAACAGGCUGAGGAAUUAGAGCCUGACUGGGUUGUUUUGGACCAACCAGAUGCUGCUUGCCAUUUGCAGCAGCGGCAGCAAGAACCCUCCCCUCUACCUCCAGGAUGGGAAGAGAGGCAGGAUGUUCUUGGAAGAAUCUACUAUGUAAAUCAUGAAUCUAGAAGAACACAGUGGAAACGACCAACUGCUCAAAACAUCUUAACAGAUGCUGAGAAUGGUGACAUUCAGCUGCAAGCUCAGCGUGCCUUUACAACUAGACGACAGAUAUCUGAGGAAACAGAAAGUUUUGACAACCGAGAGCCUUCUGGGGUAGAUAGUUGGGAAGUUUUAAGAGAAGACGAAGUCACUGUGCGUAGAAAUCAGACCUUCCACUCACCUCCACCAUCAAGUAACUUGGAUCAGACUCAUCUUGCAGAAGGCUUGAAUGACAGACUCACUAUCUGUAGAAAUUCAGCCACCAGCCAGCCAGUAUCCAGUUCGAUUCUCAGCAGAAGAGGCAGCUUACAAACCUAUAUCGUUGAGGAACAGCCUACACUUCCAGUGCUAUUGCCUACUUCAUCUGGAUUGCCACCAGGUUGGGAAGAAAAACAAGAUGAAAGAGGAAGAUCAUACUAUGUAGAUCAUAAUUCUAGAACUACCACCUGGACUAAACCUUCUCUGCAGGUCACAGUGGCGAGCAGGCAGUUCUCACCAGGACAGAGUUCUUCUGCGGGCCUGCACCCACCAGCCUCCUCACGAGAUGCCACCCAGCUGGGGACCCAAGUUUCUGAGGCUGAACAUGGCUUUCUCCCCAGAGGUUGGGAAGUCCAGCAUGCUGCAAAUGGAAGGCCUUUCUUUAUUGAUCACAAUACCAAGACCACUACCUGGGAAGAUCCAAGACUGAAAAUUCCAGCUCAACUGAGAGGAAGGACACCACUUGAUUCUUCAGAGGACUUGGGGCCCUUACCGCCAGGAUGGGAAGAAAGAACUCAUACAGAUGGAAGAAUCUUCUACAUAAAUCAUAACAUAAAAAGGACACAGUGGGAAGAUCCUCGGUUGGAGAAUGUUGCAAUAACUGGACCAGCAGUGCCCUACUCCAGGGAUUACAAAAGAAAGUCUUUUCAAGUGAGUGAGUCAAGUCUGGCUGUGGGCGUGGCCAGGCAGAGAGAGCUGAGCCUUCUGGCCUGCGAAGCUCCGCCCUGCUGUGCCUUUGAUGAUUCUGAGGACUUCAAGCGAAAACUUUGCUGUGCCUAUCUGUCUUUCCUGAAUACAUGA